AUUGGGAUUCGGCAAAUUGGGUUUUGACGACGUGGGAAGUCGCGAUAAAAUAUACAGUGACCGCAAGUGCCACCAAAAAGGUAUUGACCGCAACAGUGCCGACCGCAUCUGUGCCGAUACGUCAAGCAUACGGCGGUGGCUCGAAGACGACAAUACACCGCAUGCCACGGUUGGCGCGUGUACAAGUUACAACGAAAAGAACGCCACAGGCAGUGAAACCGGCUCCGUUAUCACAUGGGGCUUUGGAAGACUAGCCGAUCGAGAAUAUUCACGAAUAACGUUCUAUGUACAAAAAACUUGGUAUAUCAUCAUGUAGAUAUUUAGGUGAAGUUGAUCCCGAAAAUAAACGUUGUCACAAAGAUGCAGUGAAGUUGGAAAAAAUUACAGCACCAUGUACAGCUUUUGUAUAUGAUGGAGUAACAUGUGAUGAAAACUAUUUAAUUGUUCCGUCUUAUUAUCCAAGGAAUAUAGACAUCAUAAAAGAGCUUGUAGAAUUUAGCACCAAUGUGUUUUUGUAUUAUGGUCAUAAAGACAUACAAGCUUGGUCUAAGGCACUUGAAAAUGGAAAUGAUUUUAAAGAAAUUCCAAAUAUGGAGAAAUUUGUUACCGAAUUUCCUGUGGCUGGAUUGAUUCUGAAAAAUAUUUUUUAUGAUUAUAAGAUUCCUCAAGAUUUUCAUAUUCCUGGCAAUUUCUACGUUAAUUUAGAAGCUUAUGUUAACGCAAUGAAAACUGCAAUUCCUAAUUUGAAAAUCGGGUUGCAUGUGGAAGCACUAAGCAUAAUGUUCUAUAGUAAUAAUUCAAUGUCUACAGAUUGGCUUGAUUUUAAUAUAUUAAACUAUGUUAUGGAUUAUUUUGUAAUUGGAUUCGAUAAGUUCAAUGUAUGUACUGAAGAUUUAUUAAUUGGCGGAGUUGUACCUUAUGAUUUAUCAGAUCCAAGUAAAAAUACGUUAGUUAAAUUUCAAGAUGCUUUAACUAAAUCUGCCAUUGCAAAGAAUAAAGUUUAUUUUGAAUUUUUAAUAAAUCCUACAGUGAAGGUAGAAAAAGAAAAAGAAUUUAUCCCAUGUGAAAUAUCAUAUAAUGAGUAUUGUGAAAAUCCUGAAUAUAAAGAAAUCAUGUGUGUCGAUUAUCAAAACGAUUUAUUCAAAAAAGGUCAAUUUGCUGGUAUAUUUUCAAAUGGAUUCAUAGCAAAGUUUAUAGAUUUAAUCGAUCGUGAUCUAAAAUGUGAAUGUAGUGGUGAUAAGUAUAUAGCGUUCAAUAUGAUGUUAAAUGGGUAUACUAAACAAGAUAUAUUAAUUUUUGUCCGAGAGCAACUGGGAUUUGGUAAAGAGGUACUGUCACAAGUGCUUUCAAAGCGAGAGGAAGAGGAACGUGAAAGGCAGCUACUAUUUAAUUGA
This is a messenger RNA of Rhopalosiphum maidis (corn leaf aphid), 1394 nucleotides long. RefSeq lists its product as uncharacterized. The record is from RefSeq and is a predicted model, not a curated record. The transcript is spliced from 10 exons. Bases 285 to 1394 code for a protein of 369 amino acids. NCBI's taxonomy places the organism in Eukaryota, Metazoa, Arthropoda, Insecta, Hemiptera, Aphididae.